Molecule: messenger RNA, 1125 nt
Organism: Cornus florida
Lineage: Eukaryota; Viridiplantae; Streptophyta; Magnoliopsida; Cornales; Cornaceae
Product: protein CUP-SHAPED COTYLEDON 1-like
Exons: 3
Coding region: 1-972 (323 amino acids)
Biological process (GO): regulation of DNA-templated transcription
Molecular function (GO): DNA binding
Source: RefSeq, a predicted model, not a curated record
AUGGAGGAGAAUCUUCCUCCAGGGUUCAGAUUUCAUCCAACUGAUGAAGAACUCAUUACUUAUUAUCUCACUCAUAAGGUUUCUGAUUUUACUUUCACGUCAAGAGCUAUUGUAGAUGUUGAUCUCAAUAAGUGUGAGCCUUGGGACCUCCCAGCAAAAGCUUCCAUGGGAGAGAAAGAAUGGUAUUUCUUCAACUUGAGGGAUCGAAAAUACCCAACUGGCAUGCGAACCAAUCGAGCCACAGAAGCAGGCUAUUGGAAAACAACAGGCAAUGACAAGGAGAUCUUUCGUGCUGCAGUCCUCGUCGGAAUGAAGAAAACCCUAGUUUUCUACAGAGGUAGAGCUCCCAAGGGUGAAAAAACCAACUGGGUUAUGCAUGAAUAUAGGCUAGAAAGCAAGCAGUCUUUCAAACCUUCAAAGGAGGAAUGGGUGGUUUGUAGGGUCUUUCAUAAGAUCUCAUCAGUAAAGAAACCACAGCAAAGACAAUCCUCACAGCCAUCAGCACUAGACUCUCCUAAUUGUGAUACUAACACAAUUGCAAACGAGUUUGGGGAAAUUGAGCUACUGAAUUCAAAUGGUAUUGCAAAUUCAUCAAGCGCGAUAAGUGAUAUUUCAAUACAAAAUUUCAAUGGCGAUAACAAUGUCAACAUGAGCAUAGACAUGAACGCGAAUUGGACUGCAGCAAGAGAAGCAGCAAGUCUAAUUCCAUCACUCCAAUGGCCUAGUUCUACCUUGCUAAGCUCAAAUCUUUCAAUGAAUUCUUUGCUUCUUCGAGCGUUACAGCUCAGGAAUGGUACUUAUAAUCAACCAAGAGAAGCUACAACUACUGAUUACUCAAUAAUGCCACAAGGCAUCUCUCAUUUUGGGGCUGAUUUUAGUUCGAAUUUCCUGGCCGCGUCGUCCUCUAAGGACUUAGAUUCUGUGCAGCAACCGCGACAGGAACAAUCAUUCAAUUUGGACUCCAUUUGGUGAAGCUUUCAGAAGUGUCACAACUAACCGAUUGUAAACUUCUUUUAUGGUACAAUUGGGUGAACAUUAAGGGAUUCAAAACCAUCACUUAAUGUUGGGAACUUGGGACCUCUUACAUUAUAAUGUUAAUUCUGUCUGUCUAGUUAGAUGUAAACA